UCCAGAUCAGUAUCUCAACCAAACGCAACUCAUUCCCUCGUUUUCUUCCACCGUCUCUUUUUUUUUUUUUCUCUCCUCUUCUCUCCCUCUCCCGCUUUUUUUCGUUUCGCCGAUCUGCUCACAUUCCCCUCCCGGAAUCUCCGCAAUCUCAGCCCCAGAUCCGCCUCCCUUAAACCUCUCAGGAUCUCUACUCCCCCGGAGAUCCGAAUUUCCAGAAACUGCUUUCGCCGUUUCGUUUUUCCGCGGUGGAGAGAUUUAUCGAGAUUCGUGUUUCCCCAUGUCGGACUCUCAGCAAGAAGAGCCUGAGCAGCAACAUCCACCUCCUAAGCGGCAGCAUCAUAUCUCCGUAGCUUCUAUGAACCCUCCGCUUGUUGCUCCGGGAGAGUAUCACCGGUUUGACGACGCGGCGGCGGAGACUCGUCCUGAUCAGGUUUCUGAGGCAAUCGUCAUCAAAUCUUCCAUGACUGAUAUGGUAAACCAGAAUGAGCCCAGUGAAUUGAAUGCCGGUGUUCUUCUCCGAACACCUAUUUCAGGGAAAGGAGGUAAGGCCAAGAAAUCAUCUAGGUCAGUCAAGUAUAAUAAAAUUGGAACACAGGCUUCUGCUGGUUUUAAUGCUGGUUCUCCUGGAAAUAACUUUGCACAAGCUGGUACUUGUCGCUAUGAUAGCUCUCUAGGUCUUUUGACAAAGAAAUUUAUCAAUUUGAUAAAACAAGCAGAAGAUGGUAUUCUUGAUCUGAAUAAAGCAGCUGAUACUUUAGAGGUACAAAAGAGAAGGAUAUACGACAUAACCAAUGUGUUAGAAGGGAUAGGUUUGAUUGAGAAGACGCUCAAGAAUAGGAUUCAGUGGAAGGGUCUCGAUGUUUCAAAACCAGGAGAAACAUUGGAAAACAUAGCUAACCUACAGGACGAAAUACAAAACCUCACAGCUGAGGAGGCAAAACUAGAUGACCGAAUCAGAGAAUCACAAGAAAGAUUAACAAGUUUGAGCGAGGAUGAAAAUAAUAAAAGGCUUCUGUUUGUUACUGAAGACGACAUUAAGAACCUACCAUGCUUCCAGAAUAAGACGCUGAUCGCUGUAAAAGCACCGCAUGGAACAACUCUUGAGGUGCCAGAUCCUGAUGAGGCUGGUGGUUACCCUCAGAGGAGAUAUAGAAUAAUUCUGAGAAGCACAAUGGGACCAAUCGAUGUGUAUCUAGUCAGUCAAUUCGAAGAGAGAUUUGAGGACAUUCCUGAUGUUGAUGACCCUUCAAACGUUCCAUCAACUUCUGGUGUCCCUGAGAACCAAGAUGUAGCCGUGCCGAUUGGGGAGGACAGCACCAUCAAAAACAUGGAAACACAAGAAGUUGAUGAUACACAACGAGUUUACUCAGACAUGGAAUCUCAUGACUUUGUUGAUGGUAUCAUGAAGAUUGUUCCUCCAGAUUUGGAUAUGGAUGUAGACUACUGGCUUCGAUCAGAGGUAGGCGAAGUCAGCAUCACAGACAUGUGGCCAAACGAAUCUGGAUCGAACUGGAACAACCAGAUGCUUUCAUUUCACCAAGGCGCUGGACCGAACUGGAACCACCAGAUGGUUUCAAAUGAUCAAGGCGCUGGACCAAGCAACACAACCCAGGAACUGCCAAAGACUCUAUCGAGCCCAAAACGAGAACAAUCCACUGCUACGACAUCUGCAGGUAGCUGAAGUCACCAUCAUACCACAUUACAAGCACCACCAUAUAUCUGUAUAUAGAAUCUGAUCUGAGAUAAUCCAGAGUUAUGUUGUGUAUAUAGUAGAUGCGACUUAGAAACCAACCUUAAAGUUUCAUUUGGUC
Messenger RNA from Raphanus sativus (radish), 1811 nucleotides. Its product is annotated as transcription factor E2FB. The transcript is spliced from 14 exons. Gene Ontology annotation, molecular function: DNA-binding transcription factor activity, RNA polymerase II-specific; RNA polymerase II cis-regulatory region sequence-specific DNA binding; protein dimerization activity. The coding region runs from base 278 to 1681 and encodes 467 amino acids. Gene Ontology annotation, cellular component: RNA polymerase II transcription regulator complex. The record is from RefSeq and is a predicted model, not a curated record. Lineage: Eukaryota; Viridiplantae; Streptophyta; Magnoliopsida; Brassicales; Brassicaceae. Gene Ontology annotation, biological process: regulation of transcription by RNA polymerase II.